CCCCGCGAGAGCAGCCUAGCCCUCGCCCCCGGGCCCUCACACGCGGCCAUGGCGGAGCACGAUCUGCAGCUGGUGGCGCGGCGCAUCCGCAGCUUCCCCGACUUCCCCAUCCCGGGCGUGCUGUUCAGGGACAUCUCGCCGCUGCUGAAGGACCCUGACGCCUUCCGCGCCUGCAUCCGCCUCCUGGCCAGCCACCUGAAGACCACGCACGGCGGCAAGAUAGACUACAUCGCAGGCCUAGACUCCAGAGGCUUCCUGUUUGGUCCCUCUCUGGCCCAGGAGCUGGGCCUGGGCUUUGUGCUCAUCCGAAAGCGUGGGAAGCUGCCAGGCCCUACAGUGUCUGCCUCCUACGCGCUGGAAUAUGGGAAGGCUGAGCUGGAAAUUCAACAGGAUGCCCUGGAGCCUGGGCAGAAGGUGGUUGUUGUGGACGAUCUGCUGGCCACUGGUGGAACCAUGUGUGCAGCCUGUGAACUGCUGGGCCAGCUGCGGGCCCAGGUGCUGGAGUGUGUGUGCCUGGUGGAACUGACCUCGCUGAAGGGCAGGGAGAAGCUGGGGGCUGUGCCCUUCUUCUCCCUCCUGCAGUACGAAUGACUGGGUGACCAGGAUGGCUGCCCACCCCCUGCCUGGCAUCUUCAGCUGGACAAGAUUGUGAUUCUACCCCGAGUGCCUUAAAUGACCUACAAAGGCCACCAGAGGCCAGUGGCUGCCUGUUCCUUGGUUGAGUGACCUUUGGUACCCACAGGUCUCCACCUGGGGCCCUUCCUGCAGGUUCUGGAAGUGCCAAAACCUAAAGCACAGCCACAACCAGGCCACCAAGCCCAGUUAUAAAUGCAGCAAGAUCACUCCAGUAAACAGCUUUGCUACA
Molecule: messenger RNA, 865 nt
Organism: Urocitellus parryii (Arctic ground squirrel)
Lineage: Eukaryota; Metazoa; Chordata; Mammalia; Rodentia; Sciuridae
Source: RefSeq, a predicted model, not a curated record